Paraphaeosphaeria sporulosa is the source of this 3336-nucleotide messenger RNA. RefSeq lists its product as uncharacterized. The record is from RefSeq and is a predicted model, not a curated record. The coding region runs from base 313 to 2946 and encodes 877 amino acids. The transcript is spliced from 6 exons. Gene Ontology annotation, molecular function: GTP cyclohydrolase II activity; hexose transmembrane transporter activity. Gene Ontology annotation, biological process: monosaccharide transmembrane transport; riboflavin biosynthetic process. NCBI's taxonomy places the organism in Eukaryota, Fungi, Ascomycota, Dothideomycetes, Pleosporales, Didymosphaeriaceae. Gene Ontology annotation, cellular component: membrane.
ACGAUGCACGGCGGUCAGCGAUGCAGAUGCAGAUGCAGAGGCAGAUGCAGAGGCAUGUUGCGACGCUCAGCCUGGUUGGCGCAGCGAUUCGGUGGUUGGACGCUCUCCCCGCAGAGCCGCACAUCUCGUGUGGGAAGGGAUGGCCAACCACAGCAGGGUCGCCGCUUCCCCACGCCAACCACGCUUCACCACGCGCCCACGCUGAGCUCCAUCCGUGCUGCUACAUGACGGCGCAGUGAAAGUGUGUACAUAUGCGGCUGAGUCCCCAAGCUUCUGUACCUCUCACCUCUCCUCGAGGGUUGACAGAGCGCCAUGAAUCCCCGCGCCUGGUUCAGUGACCUUACGCCCUACUUCGUCUACGUCCUCUUCGUUGCCACGCUCGGCCCACUGCUGUUUGGCUUCCACCUAUCCGAGCUCAAUGCACCUGAAGAUGUCAUACGCUGCAAGAAGAGCUCAAUCACGACCGCCGCGGCCAACCUUCCACAAUGCAUAAAGAUGGAGGAUCUGGAAUGGGGCGUCGUGGGCUCCAUGUACACGCUCGGAGGGCUGCUCGGCGCGCUCUCUGCUGGCCCGUUGGCAGGAAGAUACGGACGACGGCGCACGAUGCAGCUGACCUCGGUCUUCUUCAUUAUCGGACCUGUUUUUGAGGCCCUUUCGCCGAACAUUGGGGUCAUGGCUGUGGGGAGGUUACUCUCAGGCGUGGGCGCUGGCGCCUCCGUGGUCGUGGUGCCCAUUUACAUCUCAGAGAUCGCACCGCCCGCGCAGAAGGGCUUCUUUGGCGCGUUUACGCAGAUCAUGUGCAACGUGGGCAUCCUCCUGACGCAGCUGCUUGGCUACUUCCUCAGCCAUGAUUCAUACUGGAGGGUCAUUCUGGCGGCUGGCGGCAUUAUUGGCGUGCUACAGAGCUUGGGUCUGCUCUUGUCAGUGGAGAGCCCUAAGUACCUUGCCGAGCAGGGCCACUCAUCGCAAGCGAAGAAGGUAUUGCGCAGCAUUCGCGGUGAGGGUACAGACAUCGACGAUGAGUUCAACAGCUGGGGCGUUGAUGGGGCUUCGGAAGCCACAGACGAAGAGCAAUCACUGCUACGAAACGACGAGGAGCCCUCCACGCCGAAGACGCGGUCCGGCAAGGAAGAAGCUCUCAGCAUUGCACAAGUGCUUCGCCACUCCGAUUAUCAGAAAGCUGCAUUUGCCGUCAUCAUGAUCAUGCUCGCCCAGCAGCUCAGCGGUAUCAACAGUAUCGUCAUGUACGGUGUGUCGCUACUGGCAGACCUGCUGGCGUCCAACUCGGCCCUCCUCAACUUGGCAGUAUCUGCCGUCAACAUUGUCGUAACUACCGGCUGCGCGCCCCUACCAGACAAGUUAGGCCGCAAAGCGUGUCUGCUCCAGUCCCUCGCCGGCAUGGGCAUAUCGUCUCUCCUUCUUGCUAUAGGUAUUAUGAAGGCCAUACCCGUCCUGUCGGCAGUGGCCGUUUUGCUUUUUGUGUCCAGUUUUGCGCUCGGUCUCGGGCCCGUGCCCUUCAUCCUCUCCGCUGAACUUGUCGGCCCAGAGGCGGUUGGCGCAACGCAGAGCAUUGCGCUGGCGGCAAACUGGAUCGCCACAUUCCUCGUUGCGCAAUUCUUCCCAUUGGCGAGUGCGAAACUUCACGGCAAGGUGUACAUCAUCUUUGCAGCGCUUUCGGCAGCCUUCUUCGUAUUCAUUAGCUGGUUCGUGCCGGAGACCAAGGGCAAGAAGAAUGCGGAUGAGCCAGCGAUGCCAGACCUCCCAGCGCACUCAUCACCAGCCUUUCCGCCGCUCCACUCGCCGCGACCGGAGCACCCGCACCACCUCGAAGCAGAAGACUACGUCCUUGCCAGCACCACCACCUCCCACUCCGAUGCCGCAAGCACGCCCCCCAAGGCGCGACGGCCCUCGCAGCCUCCGCCCCCGUCCCUCAUAAGCCCCGCCUUCACGCCCCCCGCGACGCCCGGCGUGUCCACGCCUUCAGACCCGCGCCCGCGCCCGCCGCGCUCCGUCCCGGUCCUCCCCUCCGGCACCGACUCGCCACGCCCCGAGCUCCUCGAGCAGCUCCCCGUCGUCGAGUGCGAGGUGCGCGCGCGCAUACCCACGACGACGGGCCACGAGAUGUGGCUGCAUGUGUAUCGCAACAACGUGGAUACCAAGGAGCACCUAGCGAUUGUGUUUGGGAACCAGAUCCGCAGCCGGAGCCUGGACCGCGAGCGCGAGGGCGAGACGGAGCUCGAGCGCAUGACGCGAGGCGCGUACGUGGGGCGGCUGUAUCCGGGGCGGACGCACAGUCGGGUGGAGGCGAUCAAGCGUGCGGAGGGCGCGAUGCCGAAGGCGGCGCCGCAGAGUUCUGGGGGUAGCACGGCGACGUCAUCUGCGUUGUCAGAUGCGGGCGACGCCGCUGAGACAAACAGCCGGACCGAGCUGCCGCUCGUGCGCAUCCACUCGGAGUGCUACACGGGGGAGACGGUGUGGUCGGCGCGCUGCGACUGCGGGGAGCAGCUCGACGAGGCGGCGCGCCUGAUGUCGUCGCCGCAAAUGUCGCCCUCGGGCGGCGUCAUCAUCUACCUGCGGCAGGAGGGCCGGGGCAUUGGGCUCGGCGAGAAGCUCAAGGCGUACAACCUACAGGACCUAGGCAACGACACGUACGAGGCGAACAUCAUGCUGCGGCACCCGGCGGACGCGCGGAGCUACGGGCUCGCGACGAGCAUGCUUGUGGAUCUGGGGCUAGGGGGUGAAGAGGGGAUAAGGCUGCUGACAAAUAAUCCGGAUAAGGUGAGGGCGGUGGAGGGGCCGGGGAGGGAGGUUGUGGUGAGGGAGCGUGUGGCGAUGGUGCCGAUUGCGUGGAAGACGGGCGGGGAGAAGGGGAUCAAGAGUGAGGAGGUGGAGAAGUAUUUGAGUACCAAGAUUGAGAAGUUUAAGCAUAUGCUUACACAACAAUGACCUACCAUCAAUAGACACGACUCAGUAGUGAAGGCUAGGAGCUUCAGAAGUGAGACAUGGGGGAUUUCACGGCACACACGCAUAUGCAUACGCACACUUUGUAGACAAGAGCGAGCGAUCUAGAUACCAUAUCACAGCGGCCAAUGCUUUGUAUAUACGCAUGCUGCAUCCAUUGUCGGGUAUGCCCUCUCCAUGAGUACUUGAGAGAUGGUGAAGUCUGGAUCGAGAGGCAGAUGCGAACCUCGAAAUCGCAAGAAAAGAAAGGUUCAUCGAGAAUUCAGUUACAUUAAUGGGGGAAUUAAAAGACCCUCUUGGCUAAGGAGGGCACAAGGUAUCACAAACAUACAUCCAUCCAGCCGCCAUCAAAUCGUAUACAUAGGCUCACAUGGC